AGGACAAUCUGAUGCGGUUUUUUUAAAAUCUGAUGCGGUUUGAUGGACCGCAACAGAAAACCCGUUAUUUUCCUCCCAAAAAUCCUGCGUCAGAUUAUUAGCCCAAUUCCCUCGUGGCCCAGUCCCCUCAUGGCCCAAUUUCUCUCUCACUCAUCCUCUUCCCUCCCCUGUCUCUCUCUCUUACUCUUUUCUAUCCUCUCACGAACGAAGCAACCUCCUCUCUUGCACAGUUCGUCGAUCUUCACCUCGUACAUCUCUCUCAGCCCCUCGGCAUUCAUCUCGCAAGGCUCUGUUUGGGGACGCAUUUCAGGUGACUUAAAUGAUAAGGUGCUACAAUGUUAAGUCACCUUAUAUGAUUAGUGGUGUUUGGUGGAGGAACUUAAAUAAAAUUUAAGUCCAAAAAUGGACUGAAAUUGAGUUGGAGUAAAAUAUAGCGUCUGAGAUCAGGUGCUGAAAUUUUUUUUAUUUUCUUUUUAUCUUUUUAAAUCUAAAAGAUAUUUUCUUAAAUAUUUAAUAACCCUAAUACAUGCUUAAAGAUUAUUUUUUGCUUUUCUCCUCAAUUCUACCGUCAUUCUACAGAGGUUAGAGAUCAAAAAAAAAUUCAAACUUUCAGUUUUGCAGAUGGCAACAACAAAUGAUGCAAAAGAAGGAAACUAUAUAUGGUCAGAUGAUGAGAUGGUACUCUUCUGUGAAAUUUUAAUCGCAUCUUUUGUGAAAAAUGGGCGAGGACAAGGAGUUAAGUGGUCCUUAGUUCAGAAACAGUUGGAGAAUGAACUAAGUCGAAAAUGUCCAGUAAAAUCUUUAAAGAAUAAGUAUGAUUCAAUGAAGAGAGAUUGGCGGCUUUGGAAGUUCUUGAAAACAGGAGAAACUGGCCUUGGGUGGGAUUCAGUGACAGGAAAGAUACAAGCCUCAAAUGAUUGGUGGGAAAAAAAAAAUUAUGGAGAAACGUGAGGUAAAGAAGUUUCGAAAUAAAGGAUUGCUUCCUGCCAUAGAAGAUUUAUGGAAUCAAUUAUUUCAAGAUGGUUAUGCUACAGGUGCUAAUGUUGUGUCAACUAAUAUUGAUCCAUCAAGUAUGAAACAGGAUGAAAGAAGUGGUGGAGAUAAGAAUGAGAAUAAUGUUGAUGAAGAUUAUGAGAUUGAUAAUGAUUCUAUUUAUCCAUCCCAUUAUCCUAGUUUGGAUGAUUUGGAUAAUAGACUAGGUACCUUGGAAAAUCAAGAGCGAGGUUUUUAUAGUAACUUACUAAUGGAUGUCACGUCUCAAGUACCUGGUUUUAACCCUAGUAGUGGUUAUAGUGCUGAAUCACCUAAUGUUGGUGUUUGUGGUGCUUCUAAUACUAAAGAUCCUAACCAAGCAUCCAAUCACGAUGGGGGCACUGAUAAUUCUAAACAACCUCAAAAAUGUGGGAAAAAGACUACAAAACCAGUCCUAAUGAAGCGUAGGGGAAGACAAUCAAGUGGAUCAGCUAUGUUAUCUAGUCAAAUUAACACUAUGGUUAGUAGUUGUAAUCGAGCUUUAGAAUUGAUGGAGGCUGACACCAAUCUUCCGAAUGUAGCAAACACACAUGGUUCUUCUAAAGAUGGUAGUGUUGCUCAAGCUAUGGCUAUUGUUAGUCGAAUGACUACUAGUGGAUGUGGACUCCUUAAAUAUAGUGAUAUGUGGUGCUUUUUGGUCAAUUUGAUUGAGGAUAGUGCAAAAAGAGAAUUAUUUAUUCACAUGGAUGAUGAUGAAUCAAGAAUGACUUGGUUAAAGUAUAUGGAGACCAAAGACAAGUGAAAUGUUAGAGUUUAUUGUUAUUGUUAAAUUAUAGAAUAAGUUAGUGAAUUAGUUAUAUGCAUUUUUUUUCUCAUGUUA
Molecule: messenger RNA, 1852 nt
Organism: Beta vulgaris subsp. vulgaris (sugar beet)
Lineage: Eukaryota; Viridiplantae; Streptophyta; Magnoliopsida; Caryophyllales; Amaranthaceae
Exons: 3
Coding region: 914-1774 (286 amino acids)
Source: RefSeq, a predicted model, not a curated record